Molecule: messenger RNA, 6898 nt
Organism: Oncorhynchus masou masou (cherry salmon)
Lineage: Eukaryota; Metazoa; Chordata; Actinopteri; Salmoniformes; Salmonidae
Product: pleckstrin homology domain-containing family A member 2-like
Exons: 12
Coding region: 420-1733 (437 amino acids)
Source: RefSeq, a predicted model, not a curated record
GACAGCUGCUGCAGAAAGUUACAUUGUAGCGCAGAGCACAAUGACAGUCAUGAGGACAAUUCAAACACGAAGCAACAACCGAGAGAUCAGAGCCAGUCAAGAGUUCAAGUCAACGCAGUUCUUUAAUGCCAGAGAGGUAUAUAGAUUACGUUUUUGUCCAGUAACAACGAGCAAGAGACAAGAUCAUUUCCGGGGUUGGUUCUAGUUCGAAAAUAUAUUAUAAUUGCGAGCUCUACCCGGAAAGAAGCCACAGCGGUGUUCGGGUGCUGCACACAUACAUUUCAGAUGUCAGGCUAUGUCAUGUAAACUCAGUAACAGCGGAUUUAAACUUCAAUUUUACCCUGGUGAGACGCGUUUUACUCUUCCACUUCGGGCGCACACUGACCAGUUAAAACGGUGAUGUGGUAGCAGGCAGCAGUAUGCCGUACAUGGAUAGACAGAACCGUGUCUGUGGCUUUCUAGACAUCGAGGAGAAAGAGGGCAGCAACCGCUUCCAGAGACGCUAUUUUAUACUGGACACACAGGGCAACACACUGCUGUGGUACAUGGACAACCCCCAGAACCUGCCCAGUGGAGCGAACGCAGUCGGGAGUCUGCAGCUGACAUAUAUCUCCAAGGUGAGCGAGGCCACGGGGAAACAGAAGCCCAAGACUGAGUUCUGCUUUGUGAUCAAUGCAGUAUCUCGGCGGUAUUUCCUCCAAGCCAACGAUGCUGCUGACCUCAGAGACUGGGUCAUUGCUCUCAACAAAGCCACCAAGAUCACUGUCCCGAAAGCUAGACCUCUCCAGCCAAGGACAGAGGUUUCUAUGGUAACCGGUGAGGCAGGGGGUAAGAGGCAGGCCUAUAAGACUGAGAUCAUCGGGGGAGUGGUGGUGCACACCCCCAUGUACCAGAAUGAGGGUGAGGAGAUGGAGGUAGGGGACAGGAGGGUCAACGCUGUAGGCAGUAGACCAGGCGUGCUGAGGUGUGGCUACUGUGUCAAACAGGGUAACAUGAGGAAAAGCUGGAAAAGGCGUUUCUUCAUGCUGGACAACAAUUCUGUCAGUUACUACAAGUGUGAGACGCAUAAGGAGCCGCUAAGAGCGGUUCUUCUGAGAGACAUUCAGAAGGUCCAUGAAUGUCUGGUCAAAUCUGGGGACCUGCUGAUGAGGGAUAACCUGUUUGAGAUUAUCACCAGCUCUAGGGUUUUCUACAUCCAGACAGACACUCCAGAGGACAUGCAGGGCUGGAUCAGAGACAUUGAGGGGAAGAUACAGGACUUCAGAGGCCCGGGCAAGAGCUCUGCAUUCACACGCGCCUCCUCCUCUCUGUAUUGCCAUGGUAACUCCUCCCACCAACCCUCUGUUGUCCGUGGUCGCCAGGGAGAUGACAAGAGACCCCCUUUAGUGAAGUCAUGUUCCGUGGCCCCGGGGUGGCAGCCCUGGACCCCCGUACCCCAAAGAGAGGCUCCCGCACUGGGCAUACUAGAUAAGGACGGUCCCUUUAGCUCUCUGCUGCCCAGCCUCUCCUCUCUCUCUCUUUCCACCUCCUCAUCUUUAUCCUCCCUCCCCACUCCCACCCCACAGGGGGUCUCAGCUCCAGCCAGUGUUGUGGGGGUCCCAGCCUGCCCUUGCCCCAUAGCUCCAGACCCCUCCAGCAGCCGGAGGAGACACCGCUCUCAGCCUCAGCCAACCACAGACCGCAGCUUCCCUUUCAGCCUGGACCAUGAUGGCAUCCGCACCACCGACGUCUAGAACCAACCACGUCUAGACCAACAGAACUCUGAAUCCAACAAUAUGUGGAACCACCAAUAUCUAGAGCAACAAUGACACUUGAUUGAGUGCCUUUCCCUUUGAAAGACUAAACCUUCCCUCCCCCGGCCACUCUCCUUUGAGAGUUACAUAGGCCUGCUGCUUUGGCUGCGGCUGCUGUGGGCUAUUUGCUAAAGUAACCCCCCCAUCCAACUCUCUCUCUGGAGGCCUGUGGCCCCCUGUUGGUGGGGGAGGGUAGUGAUGCAAAUUGGGGUUCCUGGAUGUGUUCUCUCAGUGAGGGGUGUGUUAGUAGUGGCUGUGGGCUUCUGGUAUAAAGGGUUAUUCGGAGAGACUGGGAGGGGUUAUCAGUGUUGGAGUGUCUGGUAGACUGCGAAGGGUUAAGUUAUGUGUUGUAGGAUUUCCUCCUAAAACCUGAAUGUAGUUCUCCCAUGUACUGAGAUGAAGGAAGGUUUGUAUUGUGUUGGAGCCUGGUCUGUCUACCAAAUACCCUCUAAUAGUAUUAGUCAGCUGGUAUUUUACCUGUAUUAACCAAAUCUAAAGUAUGUCCCAAUUGGCACCCUAAUUCACUAUAUCAUGCAGUACUUUUUUACCAGAGCCUUAUGGGCCCUAGUCAAAGGUAGUACACUAUAUAAUGAAUGUGGUGCCACUGCCAAUUGGGACGCAACCCAAGAGUCCCAUUCAAUCCAUCACCUGGUCAUAGAAUAGUGAUGAUGUUUGUGUCUGUGGCUCUGCUUGUCUCUAGACAAUGUUGUUCCCUUGUUAGACUAAAUUCAAUUGCAUUAAAUCGGUACAUCAGCAGUGCAUUUUAUGGUAUUUCUGCACACUUUUCUGCGAGCCUCGUUCUCUUGAUCGAAUGCAAAGAAUUUACUACUCCAGAGGGAGUGGAAAUAUUUUGGGUGUCUCAGAUUGUUCUAGCAAUUCUCACAUUGUAACUUCAUUAGGAGGAACGAUGUUUGACAUGCUUUUUACAUUUGUAUCACAAACAAUUAUUUCGAUAAAAGUGGCCAUUUUUAGACCUAAACAUUAUGACUGGGAUGAUACCAGUAUCGCGAGGAAACAAAGCACGAAGCAGAUUUAACUUCUUUAGGAAAACAGCAAUAAUGUUGGAAACAAACAUCAGGUUGUCAUCCAGAGUCACAUUUAUUCAAUUUCCAAGCUGAAGCACACUAUUUUACAUACAGCAGGUUUUUAAAGGACCGAAGAGUUUGGUCUACUUUGUGUUUUGCCAUUGACAGAUUAUCACAAUACUGCCCUAUGAUCUGUGAACCGUACAUGAUACAGACAACAUCUGGGUGUCAUUAUACUCCUUAUAGUGUUCUCUAACAUAUGGAGUAUGUCUAGAUUCUGAAAUACUCAUUUUCACAUUCAUAUCUCAAAACUACCCUUUGAUUUAGCUUUCUUUUUUUAUAUGUAGUUUGUGACGCUCUUCAAACAAGUUAAAAUUUCCAGAUUGGGCUCUCUAGUACUUUUCACUAUAUGACCCAUUUUAUACAUAGAAAUUGACAUUAUAGAUCGUUAAUCAAUCACAGCCCUACUGUAGGAUGCAUAUUCAGCAAGUCACCAGCAGAGGAAGUUCCAUUUGAAUCGAUUUUCCCAUAAAAUGUUAUCAGAGAGCCCACAAUGGAAUUUUGAUUUACUUGCAGAGCAGCUGUUCCCAAACUAGGGGGCGCACCAACAUUUUGUGGGGGUGUACGGGACCUUACUUGAUUAAAGGGCUCAUUCUUAUUGUUUUUUUUCAUCUUAACAAUUCACAAUUGUUUAAACCAAUCUAAAACAACUCAUAAAUCCGCAAUGCUUUAGGCUAGAAACCAGCAGUAAAAUGCCAAUGUGACUCUGCACAUGAGCUGAGACAUUCUAAAGUCGAGGAGUCAAAGAAAUUGGACUUCGCUUGGGAGGUAAUCUAACACAAUGUUUGACUCUGAGUAUACCAAACAUUAGGAACACCUUCCUAAUAUUGAUUAUUGAUACAGCCUUAAUUCGUCAGGGCAUGGACUCUACAUGUUGUCGAAAGCGUUCCACAGGAAUGCUGGCCCAUGUAGACUCCAAUACUUCCCACAGUUGUGUCAAGUAGGCUGGAUGUCCUUGGUGGACCAUUCUUGAUACACACAGGAAACUGUUGAGCAUGAAAAACCCAGCAGCGUUGCAGUUCUUGAUAAAUCUGGUGUGCCCGGCACCUACAGUACUACCAUACCCUGUGGAAAGGCACUUAAAUAUUUUGUCUUGCCCAUUCACCUUCUGAAUGACAGGCAUACACAAUCCAUGUCUCAAUUGUCUAAAGGCUUAAAAAUCCUUCUGUAACCUGUCUUCUAACCUUGACUCUGAUUGAAGUAGAUUUAAUAAGUGACAUCAAUAAGGGAUCAUAGCUUUCACCUGGAUUCACCUGGUCAGUCUGUCAUGGAAAGAGCAGGUGUUGUUAAUGUUUUGUAUACUCGGUGUAUAAUUACUUUUGAGGGUUUAUAUAAAUUAUUUUAAAACAUUUGGUAGUGGAAUAACAUUUAGGAUAAAUCAGGUCUAGACUUUAUUUUCCUUUUCAUUUAUUAUUAUUAUCAUUAAAUAGCCUAUGUAAAAUAUGUCAUGAGUCUUGCUAAACUAGAAGAAUUGAAGGAAAUUAACUUUGAAACAACACAUUGUUCCUGGAGGGGGGGGGGGAUUUCUCAAAUAUGAAAAAGGGGGCCCUGGGGGAAAAAGGUUGGGAACACCUGUUGUGAAGUAUAUUGUUCCAAACAAUGUGUUUUAAAAUGAACAACAUCUAAGUGUCAUUAUGGGAUAUUCAUAUUUUAUGUUAAAUAAAUGAAUGUGAACUUUUUAUUUCAGAAUCUAGACAUACUCCAUAUUUUGGAGAACUAUAUACGGAGUGUAAUGACACCCAGAUGUUGUCAAUCAUGAACGGUUCACAGAUCAUAGGGUCUUACAGGAGGCAUGUGACUUGUACAAGUAUUCACCCCUCUUCACAUUUUUCCUAUUUUGUUGUCAUACAACCUGGAAUUAAAAUGUGGAGUAUUUUUUGGGGGUGGGGUUUAUCAUUUGAUUUACACGACAUGCCUACCACUUUGAAAAUGCAAAAUAUUUUGGGGUUAACAAACAAGGAAUAAGACAAAAAAAAAUGAACUUGAGCGUAUAACUGUUCACCCCCCAAAAUCAAUACUUUGUAGAGCCACCUUUUGCAGCACUUACAGUUGCAAGUGUCUUGGGGUAUGUCUCUAUAAGCUUGGCACAUCUAGCCACUGGGAUGUUUUCCCAUUCUUCAAGGCAAAACUGCUCCAGCUCCUUCAAGUUGGAUGGGUUCUGCUGGUGUACAGCAAUCUUUAAGUCGUAUCACAGAUUGUCAAUUGGAUUGAGGUCUGGGCUUUGACUAGGCCAUUCCAAGACAUUUAAAUGUUUCCCCUUAAAUCACUCGAGUGUUGCUUUAGCAGUAUGCUUAGGGUCAUUGUCCUGCUUGAAGGUUAACCUCUGACCCAGUCUCAAAUCUCUGGUAGACUGAAACAGGUUUCCCUCAAGAAUUUCCCUGUAUUUAGCACCAUCCAUCAUUCCCUCAAUUCUGACCAGUUUCCCAGUCCCCGACGAUGAAACAAAUGGUGUGGUGAUGGUGUUCUCGGGGUGAUGAGAGGUAUUGGGUUUGCGCCAGACAUAGCAUUUUUCUUGAUGGCCAAAAUGGCCAAUUUUAGUCUCAUCUGACCAAUGUACCUUCUUCCAUAUGUGUGGGGAGUCUCCCACGUGCCUUUUGGUAAACACCAAUCAUGUUUGCUUAUUUUUUCUUUAAUCAAUGGCUUUUUUCUGGCCACUCUUCCAUAAAGACCAGCUCUGUGGAGUGUACGGCUUAAAGUGGUCCUUAUGGACAGAUACUCCAAUCUCCGCUGUGGAGCUUUGCAGCUCCUUCAGGGUUAUCUUUGGUCUCUUUGUUAACUCUGAUUAAUGCCCUCCUUGCCUGGUCUGUGAGUUUUGGUGGGCGGCCCUCUCUUGGCAGGUUUGUUUUGGUGUCAUAAUCUUUAAAAAAUGUUAAGAGUUUAAUGGUGCUCUGGGAUGAUCAAAGUUUCAGAUAUUUUUUUUAUAACUCAACCCUGAUCUGUACUCCUCCACAACUUUGUCCCUGACCUGUUUGGAGAGCUCCUUUGUCUUGGUGCUGCUUGCUUGGUGGUGUUGCAGACUCUGGGGCCUUUCAGAACAGCUCUAUAUAUACUGAGAUCAUGUGACACUUAGAUUACACACAGGUGGACUUUAUUUAACUAAUUAUGUGACUUCUGAAGGUAAUUGGAUGCACCAGAUCUUAUUUGGGGGCUUCAUAGCAAAGGGGGUGAAUAGAUACAUACGCACCACUUUUUUCCAAUUUUCUUAAUUUAUUUUUUAAACAAGUUUUUUUUUUUCAUUUCACUUCACCAAUUUGGACUAUUUUGUGUAUGUCCAUGAAAUGAAAUCCAAAUAAAAAUAUAUUUAAAUUACAGGUUGUAAUGCAACAAAAUAGGAAAAACACCAAGGGGUGUUACUUUUGCAAGGCCCUGUAUAAGUCUUAAAAGGGCCAAAAAUGCCCACUUUCAUCAUGAUUUUCUCAAAAAGAGUUUGAUACAAAUGUAAAACCCAUUUCAAACAUCCUUCUUUCCAAUGAUAUUACUAUGUGAGAAAUGCCAGAACAACCUGAGAUAUCAAAAAUAUUUUCAGCUGGCGUGGAAUCGUUAUGUCACGUCUUAUGUUUAGCCUGCCUGCACCUCACCAAGCUGUUCCAGGUGUGCUUUUCUCUUUCUCUUCAAAACCAAACAUGUCAUGUUUAUGAUUCUAUGUAUAGACUCCUGUUAUUAAUCACAAAUGUGUGUGUGUAUUAUCAUCAUGGUUGACUGGCUGGCCAAACAUUUUAGAAACAAGAUGAAAUAUUUAUCUAUUUUUUUUACUUUACACCAAGUACAAACAUACACCUAAUGUUUGUUUUUAAAGGUAAGCAUAUUUUCAACAUUAAGUACUGUCAUUCCAGAAAAGAGAAUGGUUAAAUGCUAAUGUGCAAUUAAUGUAUGUUUCUCUUCUGGUUAGUGUUCUCUGAUUCAUUCCUGUUUUGCAUAUGUAUUUUACCUGGUUACCUGGUGUCCACUCACCUUCCUGAUGAAAUGGUGUUGUUUUUUGACUUGUAAGCAAGCACAUUAAAUAACAAGGGAAGCUUUUUA